AUGACCGCACCGGAAGAGAUUUUCGUCGGCACCAGCCGCAAGCCAGACGACAGCAUCGAGGCCAAACAGUUCCUCAAGCUGAAAUACGCCAACCGGCACGGGCUGAUCACCGGCGCAACCGGAACGGGCAAGACCGUGACGUUGCAGAUCCUGGCCGAGGGCUUUUCCAAUGCCGGCGUUCCGGUCUUCUGCGCCGACGUGAAGGGCGACCUCUCGGGCAUCGCCGCGAUGGGCGAAGCCAAGGACUUUCUCCUCAAGCGCGCCGAGACGAUCGGGCUCGAUCCGUACGAGUUCCAGGAAUUCCCGGCGAUCUUCUGGGACCUGUUAGGCGAGAAGGGCCAUCCCAUCCGCACGACGAUCUCGGAGAUGGGACCGUUGCUCCUGUCGCGGCUGAUGGACUGCUCGGACAGCCAGGAGGGCGUCAUCAACAUCGCCUUCCGCAUCGCCGACGAGGAGGGUCUGCUGCUGCUCGAUCUGAAGGAUUUCCGGGCGCUUUUGUCCAACAUGUCCGAGCGUUCCAAGGAACUGUCGCACAAAUAUGGCAGCGUGAACCGCCAGUCGAUCGGCGCGAUCCAGCGCAAGCUCCUGGUGCUCGAACAGCAGCGCGCCGAUCUUUUCUUCGGCGAGCCGGCGCUGCGUAUCGCCGACAUCAUGCGCACGACCCCGGACGGGCGCGGCGCCAUCAAUGUGCUGGCCGCAGACCAGCUGAUGAUGAAUCCGCGCCUAUAUGCGACGUUCCUGCUCUGGCUCCUGUCGGAACUGUUCGAGGAACUGCCCGAAGUCGGAGAUUCCGACCGGCCGCGCCUGGUCUUCUUCUUCGAUGAGGCACAUCUUCUGUUCGACGAGGCGCCGAAAAUUCUGGUCGAAAGAGUGGAACAGGUGGUCCGGCUGAUACGGUCCAAGGGCGUCGGCGUCUUCUUCGUCACGCAGAACCCGCUCGACGUGCCGGAAACGGUGCUGUCGCAACUGGGCAACCGCAUCCAGCAUGCAUUGCGCGCCUACACGCCGCGGGAGCAGCGCGCGGUCAAGACGGCGGCCGACACCUUCCGGCCCAAUCCCGACUUCGACAGUUUCAAGGUGAUUACCCAACUCGGCGUCGGCGAGGCGCUGGUCUCGACGCUCGAGAAGAAGGGCGUGCCGGGUAUCGUUCAGCGCACGCUGAUCCGUCCGCCGUCCUCGCGUCUGGGCCCGCUUGAGGAUGGCGAGCGCGCGGAUGUCGUCAGGCAGAGCCCGAUCAUGGGCCAGUACGACGAAACGCUGGACCGGGAUUCGGCCUUCGAGAUGCUGGCGCGCCGCGCCCAGGAGGAAGCCCGCGCGGAAGAGGAAGCGCGCCGGCGCGAGGAAGAGGAAGAGCGCCGCGAAGAGGAGGAGGAGAGGCGUGAACGCGAGCGCGAACGCAGCGCGCGGUCGCAGUGGCGCCUGCCGGACUAUGACGAUGAUGACGGCUAUUCCGGCCGCCGCCGGUCGAGCCGCAGUUCAAAAUCGCGCAGCCGCCGAAGUUCCGGCCGGCGCCGCAGCUACAAGCGCCAGACCGUCACCGAAGCGGCGGUCAAAUCUGUCGUGCGCAGCGUCUCGACGCAGCUUGGCCGUGCGAUCGCUCGUGGCAUCCUCGGCGGCAUCAAGCGCGGCUUUUGA
Messenger RNA from Effrenium voratum, 1635 nucleotides. The record is from the annotation of a GenBank genome assembly. NCBI's taxonomy places the organism in Eukaryota, Dinophyceae, Suessiales, Symbiodiniaceae.